This is a messenger RNA of Fimicolochytrium jonesii, 1998 nucleotides long. RefSeq lists its product as uncharacterized. Bases 1 to 1998 code for a protein of 665 amino acids. The transcript has 10 exons. The record is from RefSeq and is a predicted model, not a curated record. Lineage: Eukaryota; Fungi; Chytridiomycota; Chytridiomycetes; Spizellomycetales; Powellomycetaceae.
AUGCCAUCUACGCGACAGCCAGGACCGUACACUGCCAUGGUGUCCACGCCAAAUCUGAUGGAACGAUUCUUCAGCGCCCAUUGCGACAUGGACGAAAAGCGGUACGGAGCCUGCUUGACCAAUGAGCUAGCCAGAUGGUCUGCUGAGACGCAGAUCUACGUGAGCAACUUCAACGUCAAGCGCAAUCUCUGCAGGAAACCCACCGAAGCAGAUGGUCUCCCCGCGGACGCCCAUCUCCGCACUAACGCUGAGGAGGACGCCCUUGGCUACCGCGAGGUGGCCGGAAAUAUCCUGGUGUACGGCCACGAAGAAGGAGAGCUAGUGCCCAUUCUGGCCGUCUUUCAACAAGGAUACGGGCUUUCCUCCGACCAGCGAAAGGAUGACCCGCGUUCUCCGCAAAUGUCCAUGGACCCCGCGCUCGCCGACGGCCCCAAGAUUGCGAUCCUCUAUGGACCCGGGGUCGAAGAAUAUGAGGACGACAGUCCUGCGCGUGUUAAAGAGGAGGGUGAUGAUAAGGAGGAGGAAUUCUACGACGGUGAUGAGGAACAGCCCGCCGAGACCACCGCCUUGCUAACUGCCGAAGACUCCGAAAUCGAGAGGAAGAGGCGCGAGAAUGAAGCCCGUCUCGAGCGACUAGCUUGGACACUUCAAGCGGAAUACCCCCGCAUCUACCUCAAAUCCAUCAAAGAAGCGCUCAAUGACUGCGGAUACGACGUCAAGGACACGAGAGAAAUCCUACAACAGUGGUCCGACUUUGCGGACGCAAUAAUUCACGUCUCGGCAUUUAAACCCGAAACAGAAGGCACGGGCCAUGCGCAAAGCAAGAGCAUUGCUGCCCAGGAGAAACGCUACUCUGAACGCUACUCCACCUAUUUGAUCGAUCACCCAGAUUGCGGGAUCGGGAGAUUGGAUGGGGUCGUGCUCAUCGGACGACGAGCUCAAAAGUCUGAUCAGCUCCGCCAAGAAAAGGGCUCUUACCGUGGAGCGCGAGCUACGAUACUGUCCUCUCUGCCACAGCGCACAAACUCGAUGUUGUCGGAGAAAUUCCGAUAUGCAAUGUGGCCGCCAAGCCCGAAAUGCAGCAACAGAUCGUCCGAUUGGGGAAAACUUGUGGUGCGCCUGGGGCUGCUGCGACACCUGGCGGGCCAGCUACAAUGGAUGGUCGACACGGUCAGAGCAUCUCUCAGCCUUGAGCGAAAGGGGCCGAAGUCCCCCUGCACUCGCAUAGCUCAGGCUGCACCCGCAACGAUCACGAGGCCGGUCAUUAUGAAAAUCGUUGGCGAGUUCUUCGUCAAGAUACCAUUCUCGAGAGCGCUCCCAUCCGUCCAGUAUAACAUCAGCGUUAUCGAGAGAAACACUAAGCUGAACGAGCAUGGAUGGUUUGUGGAUCGCGCAACAAUGUUCAUCAUGGAUGAUGAGAUUCCCAACGUCGAUCCAUCCGAGCCCUAUUCAUACGAGCCGUUCGUGGCCCAAGCAAACAACGGUCAGAUCAUCGAUAUUAACGCCAUCGAUAGAUUGCAGAUUGCCGAAAAAGCGAGAGUUCUUUCCACCAUUGACGCAGCUAUGCCCCAGGAUGUCGCAACGACCUACCCGACAGCCCACACCUGGGCCGUGUUGGGCAAGAACAUCGAAGACAUCGCCGUGCUCUGCGCAAGCACGGAACAAGGGCUCGUCACCCAGUUUUUCUGCACAUUCUUCAGCGAUCCUGUCGAGGAAGAACCCGCCGGGGAGAAGUUUCCUUACAAUUGGUGGGCCAACGAGGAGUUGGAUACGACGGCGGAAUGGGACCUGCUCAUGGCUGGCCUGCGCACCGCCACCACGAAGCGCAAGGGGAAAGGGAACCCUCCUCAUUACCGUGGUGAUGAGCGCGACCUUGCAGAGGGCCCUGGACACGUUGUGAAGAUUAUUUCCGCGACGGCUGUUCUUUUACGCAACCGUUGUUCGAUUACGGGGCGAUCCGCACAGGAUAUCGAGGCAGUACGACGACCACUGCCGUAA